Hemiscyllium ocellatum (epaulette shark) is the source of this 1746-nucleotide messenger RNA. Its product is annotated as sodium-coupled monocarboxylate transporter 1-like. The coding region runs from base 1 to 1746 and encodes 581 amino acids. The record is from RefSeq and is a predicted model, not a curated record. Gene Ontology annotation, molecular function: symporter activity. The transcript has 17 exons. Gene Ontology annotation, biological process: transmembrane transport; sodium ion transport. NCBI's taxonomy places the organism in Eukaryota, Metazoa, Chordata, Chondrichthyes, Orectolobiformes, Hemiscylliidae. Gene Ontology annotation, cellular component: membrane.
AUGUCUGUGAAAAAUAGUUUACAAGCCUGGGAUUAUGUCGUAUUUGCCGCUAUGCUUGUUAUGUCUACUGCAAUUGGGGUUUACUUCGCUAUAAAGUCUAGAAGAAUAAAGGGAAAAGCUACAGAAGAAUUCCUAAUAGGGAACAGACAAAUUUCUGCAUAUCCAAUUGCACUUUCCUUGGCUGCGAGUUUCUUAUCUGCUAUUACUGUGGUUGGAGGUCCUGCAGAGGUGUACCUAUAUGGGAUAAUGGUUCUGCUGUACAAUGUUGCUGCCUUCUUUACAAUUAUAGUCACUUGCCUGAUCUACAUUCCUCUCUUCUACAGAUUAAACAUAAUUAGCACAUAUGAGUACAUUAGCAGAAGAUUUGGUUUAGCAGUGAAGUAUCAAGUUAUUUCUUCCUUCUUAUUAUACAUGUUCAUUUAUCUCGGCAUUGCCACCUAUACACCUGCACUAGCACUCAGUGAAGUUACCGGGAUUAACUUGUGGAUUUCCAUCAUAACCACUGGUUGUGUGUGCACCCUAUAUACAACACUGGGUGGUAUUAAAGCUGUUGUCUGGACAGAUGUGCUCCAGAUCUGUGUAAUGGUGGCUGGCCUCCUUGCUUUGCUGAUUCAGGGAUUAUUUCAGGCUGGAGGGAUUGCCAAAGUUUGGAGAACUGCGGAGCAUGGUGGGCGCCUCAAUUUUUUUGACUUUGACCCUGAUCCAAGGAAAAGGCAUACGUUCUGGACCACAGUGGUAGGAGGCACAUUUGUAUGGGUUGCAAUAUACAGUUCCAACCAAGCCCAAAUACAAAGAUACCUGGCCUGCAAGAGUGAAAGAGAAGCAAAAAAGGCAAUAUUCCUAAACUGGUUUAGUAUGCUUGGAGUGACCGUUACAGCGUGUAUGUGUGGUUUGGUCAUGUAUGCAGUUUACGAAACCUGUGACCCAAUGGAGGCAAAAAGAAUCAGCAACAGUAACCAGCUUACACCCCUUUUGGUUUUGGAUAUCUUGUCUCACGUGCCUGGAGUUCCAGGGCUUUUUAUCGCCAGUGCAUUUAGUGGCACUUUGAGCACAAUCUCCUCAGGCAUCAAUGCUAUGACUGCAGUCUUUGUGGAAGAUAUCAUAAAACCAAACUGGAAAUCAUGGAACUAUCUUUCUGAUGCCAAGAGAACAGUGAUCUCAAAGUUUCUAGCAAUGACGUUCGGGGGUUUGACAAUGCUUCUUGCAGGGUUAACUUCAAUCUUAGGUGAAAAUGUAGUGCAGCUAAUCCGAAGUAUUGAUGGAGUAUUUCUAGGACCUCUACUGGGUGUAUUCACUUUAGCAGCUUUGUUUCCAAACAGCAAUAGCAAGGGAGCAUUUGUGGGGAUGCUGUUUAGUUCUAUCUUGAAUUUUUUUUUGGGAAUUGGCUCUCAAGUGUACCCAGCUGCUGCUAGAUUUACAAGGAAGCUGAAGACAUCAACAGCAGGUUGCCAACUAUUUAACAUCACGAGUUCAAGCUCCACCAAUGUAACAUCUUUACUCACCAUAGAAAUGUCUCCAGCAUCAAAUAAAACGAACAGCCUAUUUGAAGAUAUUUUUUCUAUAUCCUAUGGAUACUACACCCCAGUUGGAUGCCUAACUGCAGUUAUGAUAGGUUUGCUAGUCAGCAUGGUUACUGGGGGAGCUAAGGAUGUCGAUAAGGCCCUCAUUGCUCCCAUAUUCCACACCAUUCACAACUUCUUCUCCAAACAGGAACCAGCUGUACCAGUGCCUGAAUCAUAUGAUUAA